Messenger RNA from Trachymyrmex cornetzi, 656 nucleotides. RefSeq names its product U7 snRNA-associated Sm-like protein LSm10. Lineage: Eukaryota; Metazoa; Arthropoda; Insecta; Hymenoptera; Formicidae. The record is from RefSeq and is a predicted model, not a curated record. Gene Ontology annotation, cellular component: nuclear body; cytoplasmic U snRNP body. Gene Ontology annotation, biological process: mRNA 3'-end processing by stem-loop binding and cleavage. The transcript has 3 exons. Bases 45 to 539 code for a protein of 164 amino acids. Gene Ontology annotation, molecular function: histone pre-mRNA DCP binding; U7 snRNA binding.
CUCAGCAACGAAAACAGAGCAGACGAAAAUUUCCCACGUGUUGCAUGCUCCAUUCAACUGAUUCAACACGCAUGUUCACGCUCGCAUUCGCGAUGUCUAAUGGUUCGAGACGUGAGCAAUACUUUCUCUAUAACACUUUGUCGAUCCUGCUAAAGGCCGUAGAGAAGACUCGAACGACCGUAGACCUGCGGAAUGAGGCGACAAUCGUCGGCAUUAUCGAAAAUACUGACGCUUAUAUGAACAUUGUGAUGAAAGACUGCGUGUUUACGGAUCCCCGCGGAGACUCGUUCAAAUAUGACAUGUUCUUCGUGCAGGCACGGAACAUCCGCAGCGUCCACGUGCCAAUGAACAUACGGAUUAUCCCAGCUAUCAAGCAACAAUUAAAUCGACUAAACCGACCUGCUUGGAAAGAUAAGAAACGCACUUUCAAAACAAAAUAUGCUCAGCAGCGACAACAGGAAGGCCUUGCAGCUGUAGAAAAAAUUUUAGAGGAUAGGAAUACAACAAAAGAUGAAACCACAAAAAGUGAAGAUAAAUGAGACUUGUAAAGAUUCUAAUUUUAUUGUGUAUUGCCUAAGUAUAUGAUCAUUUUUAUUUUGGUUGAAUGUUUGUACUUUGAACUUUAAACUUGACAGCUCAGUUUUGCAAUAUUUCAU